Molecule: messenger RNA, 998 nt
Organism: Micropterus salmoides (largemouth bass)
Lineage: Eukaryota; Metazoa; Chordata; Actinopteri; Centrarchiformes; Centrarchidae
Gene: rps19bp1
Product: ribosomal protein S19 binding protein 1
Exons: 4
Coding region: 141-623 (160 amino acids)
Cellular component (GO): nucleolus
Molecular function (GO): enzyme binding
Source: RefSeq, a predicted model, not a curated record
CGGUUGAUUUCACAUGGUGCACAAGAGUAACGUAACCGGAUGUUGAUAGCCGCACACGUUGCUGUUCAGCAUUGAAGACCCUUCUUAUCGACUCAGCGCGUAGUCACUUCAACAAAACCUCUGAAUAUUAUUCAAUCAGGAUGUCUGCUUCUUUGAUCAGGAGAGGACUGGAGCUGCUGAGCGACGAUAUUAAAGAUGUCAGUAAAGUGAAAAAGAAGAAGCAGCAGCAGCAGACACCCAGCUCGGCCACGGUGAUGGAGCUGGUGAGCACAAAGCGGCAGGGAGUCACCAAGCAGGUCAAACGGCUGCAGGGUCGCCUGGGUCCCGGGAAGAGCAAAGCCACAGUCAAAGACAAGAGAGUCAAGUCUGCAGUGGAGGAGUUCAAGAAGAAGCAGAGGAAGAGCCAUAUGAGUGCUAACCUCAAGUACUUUAUGGAAACCAGCUACAAAGCAACAGAUUCAGACACUUUGAAGAUCCUGAACCACAAUUCAGGGAGACAGUCAAGGAAUCGUCUGGACCGACCCCCCAAGAAAGCCAAAGAGCCCGAGUCUUUGUUCACAGAGGAGGAGUUCCAGCAGUUCCAGAAGGAAUUCUUUGGCAGGACUGUCGAGGAGAAGAAAUAAAGCGCACCAAACACAGACACCAAAGACACUACAGCCACAGUGGAAACACCAGAGCUGCGUUUUGUAGAUUUAAAGUGGAUUUCUGGAGUCCUGGAAGUUGGUUCCACUUCACAUGUCUCAACAAUGGCACAAGAACACAUACUGUUGCAUACUGGGAACAUAUGAUCUCCAGGGUUUGUCCUGCCAAGAGUUUCGCCUCAAAAAGUGUCCAUACUGAUACUAUUGUAGCUUGAACUUUACUGCUUCCUCAUCAAAACUUCUCAUCUGAAAAUGACUCAUAACUAGUAAUUAGCCACUUGUCAUUUUAUAAGGAAAAGUGCAGCUUAUUAAAACGCUUUAUUCCUAAUAAAAAAUGUACAUAUGUGUCAUAUUACA